Molecule: messenger RNA, 10027 nt
Organism: Hemicordylus capensis (graceful crag lizard)
Lineage: Eukaryota; Metazoa; Chordata; Lepidosauria; Squamata; Cordylidae
Gene: VWA5B1
Product: von Willebrand factor A domain containing 5B1
Exons: 25
Coding region: 695-4585 (1296 amino acids)
Source: RefSeq, a predicted model, not a curated record
CUUCUCCCCGGCAGGGCCGUUCCGGGCACUCUCAGCUCCGCUCCCAAGGCCGCAGCAGCUAGGCAUGCUGGGAGUCGUAGUCAAACAACAUCUUGGGGGAUUCGUAUUUAUUUGUUUUUGUUUAUUUUUGGUUUUUUUUAAAAACCCUUACAGAAAGAGAGUGAGAGAACAUUGAAGCCCGCCUAGUAGGGAGCUGACACUCGCCCCAAAUGACAACUCUGAAUCCGCCUCAAGGCGUACCCGUCGCUAAUUCCAUGUGUGGCAGUUCUCGCGAGAGUUUGUGAGUGAGCUGCCGGCAGGAGAGAGGAAAGCGGUGGCGCCGGUGGACAAGAUUGUGGCUCCGGAAUAUUGCAGAUAAUCCCCGAUCAAGCCAGAGAGGAAAUUGCAGCAAGGUGCUGGGAACUUGUUCAGAGUCAGAGAGAGAGAGAGAGAAGGAGGAGAAGGAAGGAGAUACAAGCACAGCAGAAGAAAGAGGGAUGUUGGAGGUCAUCCUGGGAGAAACAUAGGGACAGCAGAGCUGCGAGAGCACCCUGUGCCAGCCUCUUUGCUAGGAUCCUCCAGCCUCUCUGGACCACUGAUCCGAGCAGAGGGGGCAGAGAGGGGGGCAGCGGGCUGCUGCCAAGGUGAUCCAGCAACCCUCCUAGGUGGCCAGAGUCCCUCCGCCUUCAAGGCAAGUCCAGAUUCAGUUGACAGAAUGCCAGGACUCAUCAACCGGACAAGCAACACUGCCCUCCCUCUCACUGCUUCAGAGGUCACAUCCUGCGUCAGUGGCUAUGCCUUCGGGAUGACUGCUUCCCUCACCUACGGGAACUCUGAGAACCAUCCUUUCGAAGGCCUUUUUGUCUACCCACUGGACGAAUACACAACCGUGGUUGGCUUUGAAGCCCUGGUUUCCAAGCAUGUGGUGACGGUGCAAAUCAAAGACAAAGCCAAAAUUGACGACUGCUACGUUGACUGCUGCAGCCACCCUGCCGGCAGAGCUCCAAACGAAGGGCGCAUUGUGCUGGAUGAAGAUCUGGAGAGGAUUGUCUUUGUGGCCAACGUGGGCAUGGUGCCGCCUCAGGAAAGCAUCACCAUCUGCAUCAGCACCUCCUCGGAGCUGCAGACCCUCCCCAGUGGUGCCGUCAGAGUCCUUCUUCCAGCUGUGUGUGUCCCCAAAGUCCCCCAGAACAGCGCCGAAGCUGCCACCAGCCUCUCUGGCCUUCGAUUCAGAGACAGACAUUAUUGUGGGGCUACGACUCCAGACCACGCGAGUCAAUUCUGUCUGGCCCGGCUUCUGGAGACGGAGGCCACCAAUCCCACAGAGUACGAGUUCAGCUUCUACCUGGAGAUCCGGGGGCCCUGCCUACUUGCAGGGGUGGAGAGUCCGACACACGAGAUCCGAGCAGAUGCGGAACCAUCAGCCAGAUCCGCCAAGAGCAUUGUGAUCACUUUGGCCAACAAGCACACCUUUGACCGGCCUGUGGAGAUCCUGAUCCACCCAAGCGAACCUCACAUGCCUCAUGUCCUGAUGGAAGAAGGUGGCAUGUCCUCUGCAGAGUAUGAGCAGCACCUGAAGGGGCGAAAUGACUUCAUUAAGGGGACAAAGAAAGACCCCAGUGCUGAGAAAAAGACAGAAAUUAUCAGGAAACGCCUUCACAAGGACAUUCCUCACCACCCGGUUGUCAUGCUGAACUUCUGUCCUGACUUAAAGACCGUCCAGCCCAACCUUAGGAAAACCCAAGGAGAAUUCAUAUUUCUCGUCGACCGCAGUGGAAGUAUGAGUGGCGUGAACAUCAGCCGUGUCAAGGAUGCCCUGCUGGUCAUUCUGAAGAGCCUCAUGCCAACGUGUCUCUUCAAUGUCAUUGGAUUUGGAUCCACCUUUAAGGCCUUGUUUCCUUCCAGCCAGACCUACUGUGAGGAGAACUUGGCCAUUGCAUGCGAGAGCAUCAAGAAGAUCCGGGCGGACAUGGGCGGGACCAAUAUUUUGUCUCCUUUGAAAUGGAUCAUCCGGCAGCCAAUCCACCGAGGGCACCCGCGGCUGCUUUUCCUGCUGACCGACGGAGCCGUUAACAACACUGGGAAAGUGAUAGAGCUGGUCAGGAACCACUCCUUCUCCACCAGGUGCUACACUUUUGGGAUUGGCCAGAAUGCCUGUCGGAGGCUGGUGAACGGGCUGGCAGCUGUGUCCAAAGGAAGUGCAGAAUUCCUUCUGGAAGGGGAGAGGCUGCAACCGAAGAUGAUCAGAUCCCUGAAGAAGGCCAUGGCUCCCAUGCUCAGCGACAUCUCGGUGGAGUGGGUCUUCCCGGAAACGACCGAGGUCUUAAUCUCCCCAGUCAGUGCCUGCUGCCUUUUCCCGGGCGACCGCUUGGUUGGCUACAGUGUUGUCUGUGACACGUCCCUGUAUGUUUCGGACACUCGGCGGGACAAGAGGCGGCGUUACAGCAUGCUGCAUUCCCAGGAGUCGGGCAGCUCUGUUUUCUUCCACUCACAAGAGGAAGGGGGCGCUGCAGACAAGGAGUCCGAAAGUGGGUUCCCUUCAGAGAGGACCUCUGAACUCCUAGACAUCGGUGGAGACCUCGGAAGCGAGUCCGACCUGGAAGCUGACACUAAAACCACCUCGCGCCGGCGAGCAUACAGCACCAAUCAGAUUGCUGACCGCGUACCAUUCCAGAAGGUCCCCACAGCCAGCGAUCCCAGCUCAGCUCUGAUCAAGAAUCCUCUUCGGAAAGCCCAGCUGCAGGACCUCAGCCAGAUUAGUCCUGAUCCACAGCCCUGGCAAGAUGAGUUCCAGAACUUCGCUGCUGCCUCCCGCGUCUCUACUCCAAGAAUCCGAGGAGCUGGUGCCAGGCGGCCCUCCCUGCUGCAGCAGAGCCGUCUCUCACUGUGCCAUGACCCAGAUUCGCCACAGCUGCGUGUCAGCACCGUGCCGGCGGCAACCAGGAAGAGCCCGGGCUACCUCGAAGCCAACUCCAACCUCCUGGGAUCCUCCUUGGAAAGGCGAAGUCCUGGGGAUAUGGAUCUCGCCCAGAACCCUUCCUUCACCUUUGAAAUAGAGACCUCAUCAGACUGGCAAUUCCACGACCUGGACGCUAGCUCAGCUGCGGGGAGUAGCUUACAGCACACCCCAAGAUCUCUUUGCAAGGCAAUUGUGAAAGGCUUAUGGAGCAACGAGCCGGUGCAGUGGGAGAUGGCUUUCGACAUCGGGCCACUUUUCCAAGGCGGCGAGAACAAGGGGUAUGAUGAAGAGGACCUCUGGAAUGAGACCUUCCACCACCUGGCCGCCAAGUCCAUCAUCAGAGACUUUGAGCAGCUCACCGAGAGAGAAUGUGAAAUUGAGCACGGAUCGGGCCGGCGGUACCAAGCGAAUGCUGCACACACCAGCAAAGCCUGUAGCAUCAUCAGCAAAUACACGGCCUUCCUCCCGGUAGACCUGAGCAAUAACAGCUACCUGCCGACCGUCAUUGAAUACCCCAAUGCAGGUCUGGCGCUGAAAUCGGGCAGUCAGCGGAGCUCAAGUACGGAGAGCCGUAGACACCGGGGGUUUUCGGCUGGACUGGGACGCACCUUGUCAACUUGUGGUCAAGACGGAGCGGAUGAUGGUUUCUACAACACUGAAGAGAACAACCUGUCUCCGUGCAGCACACCUUCCUCUUCCGGCUGGGAGCGCUACACUUUCCCUGAUGUACCAUUGCGAAGCCCAUCCAUUUCCUCUCAGAAAUCCAUUGAGGGCCUGUUUGCUGCCAGGCUGACUUUCAACAAAGCCAGGUUGCUGACUCGAGCUGCUAGAAGCUUCAUGGGCAAAUCUCCCGCCAGGACCAGUGAGUCGAGUUUGGAGAGCGACAAUGAAAACAUCGACUAUCUGCCACUGGUUCUCCUCCAGAUGGCCUGUGGCUCCUUCCUCUUGAACAAGGCCUUCUCGGAGGCCAUCAACAUCCCCCUGGAGAAGCUCAAGUGGACGUCGCCUUUCCCCUGCCACCGCGUGGCACUAAGCCCCUCGGCCAGCUCUUACAGCUCCAGGAAGUCUGGCUUCUCAGGGGAAGCCAAGAGCCCGGAGUGUAGCCCGCAGCCGGGUGAGGCCCCAGGAGAAGGGAACGACUCCUCAGACGACACACAGGUCAAGAGCGAGGUGGGACGGGCCCGCCACUUCUCCGGCAGCGCGGCCGAAAGUGUCUCCCGGGCCCUGAAGGCCGAGAACACUCUCUCUCCUCCCGCCAUCACCAUCCGACGCUUCUCCUCCCCAGAAAACGCGCCCUCGCCGCAGGAGUCGCAGUCCGACAGCGGCAUGGGUUCCGAGACGACGGACAGUUCCGAGUUGCAGGCUUGGCUUUUCGACAUCGAGUUCCAGCAGCAGACGGAGCCGGAGGGGAUGCUCUGGGCCACGGCCGUUGCCCUGGCCUGGCUGGAGCACAGCUCGGCCUCCCAUUUCAUCGAGUGGGAGCUGGUGGCGGCCAAAGCCAGCCGGUGGCUCAGCGAGCAGGAUUUCCCCGAAGGCCGCAGCCUGCUGACCGUGAAGGCGGCCGCUCAGCAACUCUUCGUGUUGCUUCGGCAUUGGGACGAAAACCUGGAGUUUAAUUUGCUUUGUUACAAUCCCAAGAAUGUAUAGGAAGGCAAAGGAAGCCGAGAAGGGAGUGAGUUUGGGGGCGGAUGUGGGGCACAGAGACCCCACCCCGGCCCUUAUGCAAACACACUCGUAGCUGACAGAAUCACUGCCAGAAAUCUUCUGACGUGUUGGGCAAAAGCUUGUCAAACCACUCUCGAUGCUGCUUUCAGAGGUCACUUUUCACCUCACGGCCUCUCGCCCUUUUUCCAGCGACACCCCACAUUUUCAAUGGGGCUGUUGGUCAGGUCUCAUUUCAAUGCAUCCUUUUCUAUUGCAUUCUGAAUGUGCCAAGUAAUUUGCAGCUGUCUUCUCCUGCGUCAACCCCAUGGUGAAGAAAUAAUCUCCGUUAUCAGAUGAGGCAACGUUUCCAUUGGCUGGAAGUUCAGAUGGAUCCAGUGUUCCCUCUAAGGGGUGGGCACAUGUGCACGCGCACAAGUGUGGUUUUUUUUAGGUCCGCUCAGUUAAUUUUAGCUCCGACUCAGAUUGAAUUAGGAAGGUCCCGCUCUGAAUAUAUGUGUGCACACACUGCCUUGAUACUGCCGCCCAGAACAAAACGCAUUCCGCACACAGAUGAAAACCAUUAGCGAGAACAUUCGAUGGGGCGUAUGCAUGAACCAGCCACUGAAUCCAAAGCAGGAGAGCCUCUGGGUUUUAGAACAGGACGGAAACCUCAAGGUUAUUCAAGCCUGCUCAAAUGUUGGAUGGCAAAUGUUUGAAACUGUCUGAUCCUGAGGCAGGCCGUGUGUUCAGGAUGAUCUGCUGAGACUGGCAACAUCUUUCAAAGAGAGGUCUUUCCUGGCCCCGGCCCCCAAGAUCUUUCUGAAUUGGAGCUGCUAGGAUUUAGACCUGGGAUUUUCUGCAGUGCCUCUCAGUUCUACAUCGGGAUCUCAAUGAUUAAGCAUUUGCUUAGUCGUUGGGCUGUGGACAUUUCUUUUCAGGAACAUAGGAAGCAGCUUUAUACUGAGUCAGACCCUUGGUCCAUCUAGCUCAGUAUUACAUACACUGACUGGCAGCAGCUCUCCAAGGUAACAGGCAGGAGGCUCUCCCAGCCCUACCCUGAGACACCAGGAAGUGAAUCUGGGAUUGAACCUGGGGCCGUCUGAUGCUCUUUGACUGAGCUAUGGCACACAGGAGACUGCCUUAUACCAAGUCAGAGCAUUGGUUCAUCUCACUCCAUAUUGUCUGUUCUGAUGGGCAGAAGCUCUUCAAGGUUCCAGGCAGGAGGAGAGCUGGUCUUGGGGUAGCAAGCAUGACUUGUCUCCCUAGCUAAGCAGGGUCCACCCUGGUUGCAUAUGAAUGGGAGAUUUGAUGUGUGAGCACUGGAAGAUAUUCCCCUUAGGGGAUGGAGCCGCUCUGGGAAGAGCAUCUAGUUUCCAAGUUCCCUCCCUGGCAGCAUCUCCAAGAUAGGGCUGAGAGAGAUUCCAGCCUGCAACCUUGGAGAAGCUGCUGCCAGUCUGGGUAGACAAUACUGAGCUCGAUAGACCAAAGGUCUGACUCAGUAUAUGGCAGCUGCCUAUGUUCCUAUGUAGACUCUCCCAGCCCAGUCUGGAACUGCUGCCAGAGUUGGUGUCAGCUUUCACAUGGAUAGAUUCUCUCCAGGGUAUCUGGAGAGCUUGGCCUUUUAGGUCUCUCAGUGGUGCAUUCAUUGCUGCCGUAAUCGAGUAAUCGAGUCCUAAAUAACAAAAGAAAUGGCCACUCCCUUUCUGAACCUUCCGUGCCACAUUUGGGAACGUUGACCUGUAGCCGCCUUGUUUGCGGUUGAUAUCUGUUCCGCUUCUGACACUCACUGACCCUUGCGUGUCCAUAGCACGGUCUUCUUGUCGGUUGUGAGGGUGUGUGCAUGUGUGUGUUAGGGCAUGUCCAAGCAUCUCUGGCUGCAUGGACCAAAGAACUAUUUUGGUGCUUCCAAAUCCCGCAGCAGUGCAGAUUUGGGAUGGUCACAGAUCCCAAGUAGCUAGCUCUGUGCGGCUAGCACACAUCCAUGGCCGACUGUGAUACGAGUGAGAUUAUCUCCCCUGCUCCAUUCUUUUUUUAAAAAAAAGAUUUUUUAAUCCUGCUACUUUUUUCAAAAUAGAUGAUAUACGAAUAUGACAAAUAUUUAUAUACCGCUUUCAACAAAACUCCCCAAAGUUGAUAUAAAUAAAUAAAUGAAAUGGCUCCCUGUCCCCAAAGGGCUCACAGUCUAAAAGAGAAACAGAAGAUAGACACCAGCAACAGCCACUGGAGGGAUGCUGUGCUGGGGAUGGAUAGGGCCAGUUGCUCUCCCCCUGCUCAAUAAAGACGACCCCCACUUUUAAAAGGUGCUUCUUGCUCAGUUACCCGGGGUUGUAAAUAGCCUGUAAGGAAUCUGGUUCUCUAAGGGUGAUUUCAUCGGCAUUUAAGCUGAUCUUAGGUUCAGUAUUAUUAAUAGUCAGGCCUUUAAUCUACUGGUUCCAUCUGAUGGCCGAAUCUAAUGGCUCAAUGGCCAGCCAUUAGGUAGCAAAGGAGAAAUUGGACGGAUUGCUCUGUGUCCCCUUCUCCCUUCAUUCUCGUUUAUCCAGUUUAAUUGCUGAAAAUAAUUCUGGGACUGAAAUGUGCUGCAACUUUCCGUUCAUUUCCCCUCUCUCUUACUAAGGUGCACCUGUGCAAAACGUGCAAAAAAGCAUCUACAUAUCAAAGAAACAAAAAAACAGGGGGAAUAGAAUGGAUUCAAAGAAGUAGCACAGAAAUCACCAAAGAAUCCAAACUAAAAAAUAAAUAAAAAUUAAAUAAUAAUAAAAUUGUCCAAAAUUGUCCAAAUGUGCAAAAAGCAUCUACAUAUCAAAGAAACAAAAACAAAAAACAAACAAACAAACAAAAAAACCAGGGGGAAUAGAAUGGAUUCAAAGAAGUAGCACAGAAACCACCAAAGAAUCCAAACUAAAAAAUAAAUAAAAAUUAAAUAAUAAUAAAAUUGUCCAAAAUUGUCCAAACGUGCAAAAAAGCAUCUACAUAUCAAACAAACAAACAAAAACAAACAAACCCAGGGGGAAUAGAAUGGAUUCAAAGAAGUAGCACAGAAACCACCAAAGAAUCCAAACUAAAAAAAAUAAAAAUUAAAUAAUAAUAAAAUUGCCCAUGAUUAUUUAAUGAUUUUUUUAAAAGUUUGGAUUCUUUGGUGUUUCUCUCUCUCUCUCUCUCUCUCUCUCUCUCUCUCUCUCUCUCUCUCUCUCUCUGCAUAGAUAGAUAGAUAGAUGUGUGUGUGUGUGUGUGUGUGUGUGUGUGUGUGUGUGUCUGUACACACACAUAUGGAAUCCAUUCUAUCCCCCCUGGUUUAUUAUAUAUUUACUAGAAGUGUAUUAGAAAUUAUUAGAAGUUUUUACUACAAAAAAUAAACAGUUUAUUUUCAAUUUUAGUAACCAGAAAGUUCACUACUCAGAAAGUUACUAAGAAUACGUCACAUAUAAACUCAGUCCAGAAGAACUGGAAAAAUCACCCUCACCAGCUGGCAAUUUGGGGCAUUUGCUCCUUCUCACUGGGGAUCAGGCAUCAGGGAUGUGCAAACCUAUUCAAAUUUGAAUUGAUUCUGCUUAAAUCUGGGUGAUUCGAGUGAUUCAAAUUUGAAUCAAAUCAGCCCUUAAAGGGAAAUUGGAUUGAAAUUUGGAUCCAAUUUUCAAAAUCAGAUUCAAAUUUGAUCCAAGCACCUGAAUGAACCCCUGAUUGGUUUUAAAAGGCACCAAAAAAGGUUUGAAUCGAUUCAAAUUUGAUUCAAAUUCAAAUCAAAUUUUAGGGCCAGAUUCAAAUUUGAUUUGAAUUCAAAACAAUUUGUUUAAUUCGAUUUGAAUUUGAAAUGAAUUAAAAAUUGUUUCAUGCACCUCUCUAGCAGCCAUGUCACAAUACAAAGAAAAAAUUCAGAAUCUUCCUUGGUGGUGAUGGGGAAUUAGCCUAGACAUUUUUAGCGCAUAGCAGGGGGAAAUCUGUAGGGUUUAGAAAUUGGUGCAGAUGCUGAGGACAUACUAAAGGUCCCGAACAUUUUGAGUUAAGCCUCAGACAUCAUCUUGGGGAAAUGGUGGCCAAAUAGCAUUGUCCAUGCAUAUCUCUCAAAUCCUUGCUCCAGCAUGAAAAUACUUAGUAGAAAGGGGAGACAUGUGAAUGCAAGAAGUGGGCAACAUUUGGUAUCCUGCCUCAGGUGCACAGAGGUCCUGAGCUGCCAGGACAAAGAGAGUGUGUGUCAUGCUCUUACAAAAUUCGGAAAUUUGGAAAAGGAUGCAUGGAGCCUUCGUAAUACAUUGGUUCCACUUUGGAAACCAUGCUAGGCAAUUUGGAACUCCAGGAAAUAAUCUGUAAAGAAAUACUGAGGAGGGGAAUUUCAGAAGCACGUCUAUCAUCAUCUGGUCCUCCAUCUCUGCCAGCGGGGCUGUCUCUGGUCCACACCUGUGCUGAGCUGGCUUUCUGUGGAUCUGUGCUUGUGCUGCUGGAAACAUGUUAAUGGCUUCAUGUCACUGUCGCUCUCGGUCCACCAGGUGGCUUCGUGCAUCCCUUGCUGUGCUAAAAGUGGUGGUUUCAUUCUCCCAAUCCUCAAGUGCCUAUGGGAUGCAAUCCCCACCUGCUGUAUAGCGACUUUCUGACUGUGACGCCUGUGACUCUGAGCUGCUUCCCUCUCUCAAAUGGAAAACAAACUUCUCCCUUGCUUUUCAUUCCUUUCCAGUAAAUAUUCUUGCUUUGUCUGGUCAGUGAGCGAAAAUAUAUUUGUGCUGAAUGCACAGAGCUUGCUAGAGAUGUGUCCCUCCUUCACUUCUUUGGAUAUUGGUUCAAACUGGAGCUGAAACGACAUUUCCCACUGUGGCAAACCGGCCAAAUCAGGAAUUGGUUUGAGCAUUUCAGUGGUUUCGAUUUUGCGACAGAUAUUCCACUUGAAAGGUUAUUUGAAAGACCUGAAAUCUCAUUUCUCACUGAUAGAUUUGAAGCAAAUUUACGAAACUCAGUACACUGAUGUCCUCUUUUCUCCCCCUUGCUAAACCCUACCAAAUUUAUUUAUCUAUCUAUUUAUUUAUUUAUUUAUUUAAUACAUUUCUAUACUGCCCAAAACGCAAGUUCUCUGGGCGAUUUACAAAACCAUAAAAACAGCCAAUAAAAGAUUAAAACAUUUCAACAACUAAAAUUAAAAAGUUAAAACUAUUAAAACACAAUUUAAAAACACAAUUAAAACAGUAUCCAAUAACAUUUAUAUUAUUGGGUAUGUGACUGGGGAAAAAACAACUGAAAACUUUCAGACUUUUACCCCUUAGGGAUUACCAAUCUGUCCUUUCUGGUCGCUGUGUCUGUUUAUUAUGGCUGUUGCUUUUUUGUGUCUUUAUGUUUUUCUGGUCUUAAUUAAUUGUCAUAUUUUACUGUGAUUUUAUUUUAUUAACUUUUGUAAACUGCCUUGGAAUGAAUAUUAUGAAAGGCGGCAUAUAAAUUAACAAUAAAGAAAUAUAAAUGAAUGCA